GGUGCCGUCUGCAGGGCGGGCGAGAGGCGGCCGCUGCGCCGGGCAGCGCGGGCGGGGGACAGCGGUGACGGAAAGCGGCAGCUGGGGGGGGACGGCAGCGCUGGGUUGACUCCCUUCCCCCUCCCGGCCGGAGGAAGAUGGAGCUCGGUUAGUGAGGGCUUGCGGGAGGAGCAGCGGGAGCAGGUAAGACAGUGAAGUCUUUAACUGCUCCAGAAGAAGAGGGUCUGGAAGGAAAAUGUCUCUGGCAAAAAAGUAUCAGGUACAUGAUACUGCAGAGAUUCAAAAUCAGAAGUAAAUCAGCUGGACAGUUGCCUCCUGCCUUCCUAAAGAGGCAAAUAUAUUAGAAACAGAAGAAGGGGCCUACCUACCUCAUUCCUGGAGAAGGUGGGUUUGCUGCUGUGGGUGCCUGCCUUAUUUGCUUCACCAAAAUGAGGUAGGGCAUGCAGGAGAGAAGGGAGACUGUUGCAAGCAGAACCUAUCAUGAUUUCUCAGGGGACAAAAUUUUGCUUAUUCAUACCUUCUACUGUGGCAAAAAUGGAUUCUUUUCCUCACGAAAAACCAGCAGCAUAACACCCAUCCAACACCUGCCUCAAGGAACUCUUAUUUAAAGUCUAUUUUUAUUUCCCUGUAGCUGUGGUGCAAGCAAGAGCCAACCAACAUCAUCUGCUGCCAAUAGAAAAUCUCCAUGCCAGACCUUACCCUUGGCAUGAGGUAAAGUUGUAACUGAGGCUGUGAGGAGGAAUCAACAGGAAAAAUCCAAUUCAUGCUCAAAGAUGGAGACCUUUUAGCCAGCCAGUGAGUCCAGCUGCUGCUGCAUGUCUGGCAGCACCUCUGAAUGAUCACAUGACUCUUGAUAUGGAUGCAGUCCUGUCAGACUUUGUUCGGUCCACAGGGGCAGAACCAGGUCUGGCAAGAGACUUACUAGAAGGCAAGAACUGGGACCUGACGGCAGCUUUGAAUGACUAUGAGCAGCUGCGGCAGGUGCACACGGCCAACCUGCCCCAGGUGUUCAACGAGGGCAGGUUUUACAAGCAGCAGGAGCCAGAGCAGCCGCCCCAGGUGACCAAGGCUGAGAGGCCCUGCCUGCAAAGGCAGGAUGACAUCGCCCAAGAAAAGCGUCUUUCCAGAGGGAUUUCCCAUGCCAGCUCAGCCAUAGUCUCCCUGGCUCGCUCACAUGUAGCAAAUGACUGCAGCAAUGAGCAGUUCCCUUUGGAGAUGCCCAUCUACACAUUCCAGCUGCCAGACCUGAGCGUGUACAGUGAGGACUUCAGGAGCUUCAUCGAGCGGGACUUAAUUGAGCAGGCCACCAUGGUGGCAUUGGAGCAAGCAGGACGCCUCAACUGGUGGUCCACAGUGUGCACCAGCUGCAAGCGCCUGCUGCCCCUGGCCACAACGGGUGAUGGAAACUGCCUCCUGCAUGCUGCCUCUCUAGGGAUGUGGGGAUUUCACGACCGGGACCUUGUGUUACGGAAAGCCCUCUAUACUAUGAUGAGAAGUGGAGCUGAAAGGGAAGCACUGAAAAGAAGAUGGAGAUGGCAACAGACUCAGCAGAAUAAGGAGUCAGGUUUGGUGUACACGGAAGAGGAGUGGGAGCGCGAGUGGAACGAGCUGCUCAAGCUGGCGUCCAGCGAGCCGCGCACGCAUUUCAGCAAGAACGGGGGCACUGGUGGGGGAGUGGACAAUGCAGAAGAUCCAGUGUAUGAGAGCUUGGAAGAAUUCCAUGUUUUUGUCUUAGCCCAUAUCUUGAGAAGACCGAUUGUUGUAGUAGCAGACACGAUGUUACGAGACUCAGGAGGAGAAGCUUUUGCACCGAUACCGUUUGGAGGAAUUUAUUUGCCACUUGAAGUUCUGCCAAACAGAUGCCAUUGCUCACCUCUUGUGCUGGCCUAUGAUCAGGCCCAUUUCUCUGCUCUUGUCUCCAUGGAACAAAAAGACCAACAGAGAGAACAAGCGGUGAUCCCCCUGACUGACUCUGAACACAAGUUACUGCCUUUGCACUUUGCGGUCGAUCCUGGGAAAGACUGGGAGUGGGGAAAAGAUGACAAUGAUAACACCAGACUGGCCAAUUUGAUUCUGUCUCUUGAGGCAAAGCUUAAUCUUCUGCACAGCUACAUGAAUGUAACCUGGAUCCGCAUCCCCUCUGAGACACGGCAGGCCCCUUUGGCUCAACCGGAAUCCCCUACAGCUUCUGCUGGAGAAGAUGUGCAGUCUCUGGCUGACUCCAUGGACUCAGACCGAGAUUCCAUCUGUAGUAAUUCCAAUGGCAAUAAUGGCAAAAACGGUAAAGAAAAAGAAAAGGACAAACAAAGGAAAGAUAAAGACAAAACCAGGACGGAUUCAGUUGCCAAUAAAAUAGGAAGCCUCAGUAAAACCCUGGGAAUUAAACUGAAAAAGAACAUGGGUGGUCUUGGAGGUCUGGUGCAUGGGAAGAUGAGCAGAGCCAAUUCAGGGAAUGGAAAAAAUGGUGACACAGUGGAGAAAGUCAAAGAGAAGAAGUCCAAGUCUCGCAAAGGGAGCAAAGAGGAAUCUGGACAGUCUGCGAGCACAUCUCCCUCUGAAAAGACCACUCCAUCUCCGACUGACAGAGCCAGCAGCUCCCCCACCGAAAAGGUGAACACUAAACCCUUCUCUGACAAGCAGUCUGACCCAUGGAAGUACAGCACAGACGUGAAACUCAGCCUAAAUAUUUUGAGAGCUGCCAUGCAGGGUGAACGAAAGUUUAUUUUUGCUGGCCUUCUUUUGACCAGUCACAGGCAUCAGUUCCACGAGGAGAUGAUCGGCUAUUACCUGACCAGUGCCCAGGAGCGCUUCAAUGCAGAACAGGAGCAGAAAAGAAAGGAAGCUGAGAAAAAGGCUGCAAUGAAUGGCUCCUCUAGUAGGAAACUGGAGCCAGAGGCAUUUUCAAAAGAAAAAUUAGAACCAUCUCCUCAGGACAGGGCAUCACCCGUCUUACCUCAAAGCCAUACAACUCAACUGGUUUUAAAAUUCAAAGACCGCACUAGUCCCACGCCCGGGUCCUUUUCUUCACCCAGCAAUGGUGCCAAGAAAAGCGGCCCCAUCCCGGUGUCUGCCCACUAUAGCCAUACGCCCCCCGUUCAAAGGCAAAGUGUCAUCCAUUUGCAUGACGUCAACUCCAAGCCAUCGAGCUUCCAGGAUGAUACCUACAAGCCAGUGGUUGGCACCCUGAAAACCUGUGCCACCUACCCCCAGCAGAACAGAUCGCUGUCCUCGCAGAGCUACAGCCCUGCGCGGCUGCCCGGGAUGCGCACGGUGAACACGGUGGAGUCGCUGAGCUACGCCAGGCCGGCCGAACACAAGUCCCAGACCUACACAAACGGCUUCGACACCGGGGACAUCAGAGACUGCUUGGAGUACGCUGAUGAGGACGCUCCUCAGAGCUGGCUGAACAACGACAAAAACCAAGGCAGAAGCACAGUUUGCCCAAUAUAUUCCAUCCAGCAGAACCGCUGUAAGAAGGAGAACUGCUCCUUUUAUGGGCGUCCCGAGACUGAGAAUUACUGUUCCUACUGCUACAAAGAGGAGUUAAAGCGCAGGGAGAGGGACAGCAAGGGACACAGGCAUUGAGGAUUCUUCCAUGACUACUUAGUUUUACCAUUUUCUUACUUACAAAGUAAACAGUGUUGGAUUGCAGUAAAAGGAAUCCUUAAAGAAUAAAGGAUUGAUGAGUAAACAGUGUCUAGCUCUUCGCUUUACUGGGGCAAUGAGGAAAUAAUAGGAAUAAUUUAUCAUAAAAAAUAUUAUUUUCCAUUUUGUCAGUGUCUUUUUUACAUGUACUGGUAAGCUGAAGGGUUGUUUACUCCUUUGUCAGUGCUGUGUAUAUGUUUGGUCAAAAAUUUACUAAUGGUGCCUGAAUUUACACUGACAUCACUCAGGUAGUAGAAUGAUAGGGGAACGUCAUACUAGUGAAGAUGUGGUGUUGUAAUAGGGUAGUAUCUGCCUUGCAGACAUUUGAAAUGAUAUAGCUAUAGAGUAUUUUUUCCUCAGUAAAACCUAAAUUUUUCAUAGCCUUUUUUUUCAGGAGGAUAGUGAUUUUGCAUACUGCACAUUUUUAACAUGACAGCAUAUUGCAUUGCUACUAACGUUUGUAUAUUUCAGUCUGAAAUUGAAUGAUUCUGGAAAAAUGGGAGUGAAAGGUCUGAAUUCAUGAGGGCUGUAGGUUGUCUUAAUUUUAAGUUCUUACCAAUUAUUUCUAAAUUUUCGUUUUUUAAAAAAGUAGAUUUGAACCACUUUUAUUUGCACUGAGUUUUUAAAGAGGUUUUAUAAGAAAAUUCAAUAUGACUUCAUGUCCCAAGCCCCCUGACAGUAUAGUUUUGCACACCUGAAUUUCAGAAGUAUUUUCAUUGAUGUUAAAAUGCAGAGAAAUGUUACAAUAAACCAUUUUCAAAAAUUAUUAGAUAUGGAAAAUUUGAUGACCAACUAGGAAAUUUAGGAUCAUUUUAGACUCAAACUGCUUGCCAAAACCAAUGUAAUGCAUCACUUUAUUGCCUUAGCUAGUGCACGAACCUAUUCAUUAUUUACUUAUUCCUUCUAAACAUUAUUGAGUGAUAAUUAUUGCAAAUGUAACUACUUGAGCCUUUCUUGAAGACUGUUGGCUCCACCUCUUUUCCAGUCUUCUAGAGUGAGUCAUCUCCCCCGAGGAGGCUCCCAGAUGGCUGCAAAAUGCCUCCAGCAGGAAUGGCAGCUCCUAGCACAGAUUUGCACAAGUCUGAGAUCCAAAUAUUUACGUAAGUGUUUGCAAUACUUCUGAAAAUAUAACUUUGCUCACAGGAGCAUUUCUGCAAAGCAGACACCGCAGAUACUGUUGAAGGAGAUGGAUGACAUGAGGAAGUUUUCUGGGAUACAGCUCUGGGUUUGCACCCCUCCACCAUCAGCUGGCAGAGAGUAGCACCAGGAGCUCUUUGGUUUUACCCUUGUGAACAAUGGCUCGAUUUAAGAGCUAAUUUCACAUAACAGGUUAAAGUACUGCUUCCAGGGCUGCUGACUCUGCCACCUGAAGGUGCAGAACAGGAGUUCUGCCUUCCUCUUUAGAGAAUAACACUUUUCUGCCCACACAGGAAAGAUUCUUUGCCAAAGAGUCUAAUUUCUGAUUAUUUGCCUGCUGCCACCCAAUUUUAAUUUUUGACAUGGAUGGCACCGUUGCAUACAGUUAAUCCUAAUUAACCCUGAAACCAAGCCUAAAGUUCCCUGUGAAACAAGAUGCACAAACUUCUGCUGCUGUGUCCUGGCUUUAAGAAAAAGCACGUGAGCUUUUUCCGGUGUCCCACAUUGGUAGAACUGAGCAUAUACUUAAAAUUGACCAUAUGUUUAGGUUUUCUGCUGAAUGGGAGGUUUCAAAAUAAGUCCCUUGGUCACUUCUGUAAAAGGUUAGAGUCUUUGCCAUGUUAGCUGUUCCAUGAAUCCAGACCUGUAUUUUGUAUUCCUUGCUGUAUACUGAGCAUACACUGAAUCUUACUGAACUUGCGUUCCUUCAUGAAAGGAAAAUGUUGGUACUUGUUAAAACUCUGUGUGACUUCUCUCCUUAAGGUAAGCACCUUCCAAAUCCCAUGCCUCCUGUUGCAUACACUGCUAAGCAGUGUCCUGCUUUGCUUUGCUGUUGUGAUUAUUACAUUUAAGUUCUAAUUGUCAAAGAAAACUGGGAUUGCAAAUUAUGCUAAAACAAGCCAGACCACGUUAAAAGAAAUUCAGUAUUAUACUUGAUUGUAUUUGCUGCUGAUUGUAUUUGCUUGAGAAAACUGGCAGGAUUAAACUUCAAGAAUAACAGAAAUAUUUAAGAAUUCUUAAGGCAUUAGAGUAGCAGUACUGUGUGAUAUUCCAAGAUUCAUAUCUGUGUAAAGUUGUGUUUAAGAAAUAUUACAUUAGCAGUAAACUACACCGGCCCAUGUAUUUAAGUGAGUUACAUCCAUUCCAAACGAGCAAAAAAGCAGUACAUAGUAAAAAUAAGCAAUUGCCAAGAGAUUUUGCUGUUUCCCAUUUCCAUAGGAUUUGUUUCUAUAGUGUGUUUUUAAGGUCUUCUCAUAAAAGAAAGAGAUUUUCAACUGGUCACCAUGUAGAUAAAUUACUCUGUUCUGAAUUAUUGAAUUCAUUGUACUCGUGUUAUUAGAUUAUUUUGAAAAGUCAGUCGGUCUUAUCUGUACAGGAUACCAAACCUGAGUGUUCAUUGUCAUCCUCAGAACACUCAGAUAUUUCCAUAAAUAUUUACCUCGACAGGACUGCUCACUUUAAAAUAUCUGUUGUAUGGAAUACUGACAGAACCCUUUUUAGUUGUGCCUAUUUCCUUAGAAUCUUUUUGUUGGGAUACCUUUGAAUAAUUUUCUAAUUGCCGUUUUCUUUUAGAAUUCUCUUCAAACAUUCUUUCUGUUUCUGGGCUAUUUGUGGCAGCUGUGCCAUAGCUGUGAUUAAACAGACCAAACAUGCAGAAACUGUGCCCCCCUCCUGAAGAAGUGUUGUUCCAUGAAAAGAAGACUGUAGCUAUAGAAGAAAAUUUUCUGCCUAUUUUUUUUAGAGAAAAUUCCCAACUGCUCACGAGUUGCAUUCACCAGCAGUGAAAGACAUUGUGCCAUUCCUUAGCUACCUGCUAGAGGUAAUUACCUUCACAUAUAUUUUUCUGUUGUGCAUUAUGCUAACCUCUCAGUGCUCUUUUGUAUUAUUUUUCCUGACAAUUGGAAGUGUUUGCAGCCCACAGGCCAGCCAGCCCUGUGCCUGAUCUGCUCUCUCUACACCUUCCAGAGCUGUAGAGUUCCCACAUAGUCCCAGAUGUGGAGAAAUCUGCUUUGCUUUGGAGGGACCCUGCUCAUUCCUUCUGUUAGCCCGAGUGCUGCAAUGCACACACAUCUUUUUGUAUUUGUAUGUGCUUUUUUCCGCACUCUCUUCUUGAUAGUGAUUCAGCAUUUGUCACUGUAGUCCAGACUUCAGAAGUACAGAGUAAACACUGGGUAGGCUACACCUUCCGAGAUGGAUCCAAAAUCACCAGGAGAUAUUUAGGUUGGAGGAAGCUGGAAUUCUUUUAAAGUGUGAAUGUGCAAUUUUUCUAAUUUAAAAAAGGCUUAAACGUAUUAUGUAAAUUUUUUUUUUACUUCUAAACUCUGAUGCAAAGGUCUCUUUGUAACAGAGGAUACCUGUGAUACAUAAUGGGUUUCAGUCAUGCUUUAUAUUAAAGUUUUGUUUAAAAUGAUUUUUACAGAGUUAAUAAACCACUGUUGGAGUUUACUAAUAUAUUUUCAGGGCUGGGUGUCAGUUGUAGCAUAUGGCUAACAAGCAGCUCAUUUGGAAGAAGGUUUUGUAGGUUAUCAAAUGUAACUUCAGAUUUUGGAUUUUAAAACAAUUGGUGAGCCUUUUGUUCUAUGAAUACAAUGGCAAUAUUGUCCCAGCUUUCUUUAGCAAUUGGAUGCUUCUUCCUGAAUCAAAGGUAACAUUAGAAGCAUCAGUAACAGAAAGGUGCUGUACUUGAAAAGCUUUGUGUUGCUUGUAUCCUAGAAGUCUGAGCAGGCCAAGUGGAGUGUUCAGGGUGUUAGUGGAGCUGAGAGCUGCGGUGUGAGCAGUGCUGGGUGCCCUGAAGACGCUGCCCAGGACCUGGCACAGCACCUGCAGGGGCCCAGAGGCCGCUCCUGGUGCGGGGCCGUGUGCUCGGGGGAUGAAGGUGUGGGUAUGAAACAUGCACAGCACAGAGCUGCCAAACACUGCCCUCCACACAGCCACACUGGUGCUCACCUUCACCCUGCUGCAAGGAUUGCUUAUCUUCAGCAACUCCAGCAGGUGUUACAGAGAAAUGUUUCUGAUCCAGGCCUGAGCCUUUGGCAGUGUCGGGCUGCCCACCUGACUCUUCCAAGGCGACAGUGGGUGAGAAUUCUGCCCGAGGAGUAGAGAGAAGCCUUAGGCUCUUUGGGCUGCCUUUGCUGUCCUCUGCAGGGCGUGGACAGAAUCCCAUUAGCAGUGGGGGCCUUAAACCAGGUGCUUCAUUGACAUAUAAAACAUUGCAGACUGGGCACGGACGUGAAGUACAAGCUAGGAAAGGAUUAAGGUCUUCAUAGCACUGUGAGAGUUUUGCACAGGUGAGAACCCUUACGUUCAUAGAAACCACAAUGAUCUCAGAAAAACAGAGAAGCAAAAUAACUGAUGCUGAUUGUAAAUGGCUUUUUAGCUUAGUGUAUUUUAAGUCUCUGUCAGUGUAUUUGAAGAGUAUUUGUUUUAGGGAAUGGCAGCUUAUGCAGAGGAUCACCAAACUAUAACAUAGAAAUGAAUUUAUUUCAGUAACAGACACUAAUAUCUAUUUUAAUUUCCCCAUGGAUUUCCAGUGUAUAUGACUAAAAUAUUAUAUUGUUAAAAAUGAGAGGAAAACAACACAAAGGUGUUUGUAAGUAUGUUCUAUUUCUAGACUUAAGGCUGUAUUAUGUUGGAAUUUUACAAGCCAAGUUUAAAUUGUAAUAUAGAAAUUAUUUUUAUAUUAUUUUCAAAAUACGCUACAGAGCAAUAUUUUGCGCCUUUAUUAUAAACAGGGUCAUCAUUUUAGUAGGUUACUUUUAGAAAUGCUGGUAGAAAUUAACCAUGGAAAGAAAGCUUUGUAAAUGUACUUGUUGUUUCUAACUGCUCUGUCUAUUGUGCACAUCUGUAUCUAAUGUGAGUUGAAUAUACAAUUUUUUUUUUAAUUGAAAAGCUUUAAAUUUUUCUUUAUAUAUUUUGGUACAACACUGUUCCUCUCUAAUUCUCUUCCAGUCCUAACCAAUAGUCACUUUUAUAAGCAGCUUCUGAAUAAACAUGCAUAUGGAAAAUUUCCUUACCAAAUGAAACAUUUCUGCACAGAUAUUGAUUGACGUGGGACAUUCAUAACACACCCUGAACCCAUUGGAGUAGGAUUCAUUUGCUUUUUUUAAAAAGAGAAUCAGCUAUUUAUUAUUCCUUCGGAAUGAAAAUCAAGAAUGAAUGCAAUCAUUCCGUAUCUGGAGUAAAAAAAAAUCAUUCUAGAUCAUAGAAAUUUCAUCCUCUUAAUAUGUAUCAAGUAUGCAUUGGCUUCUUGCAGAUUGAAGUGUUCAGAUUUUAUUUCUUCACAGUUCUUUGUACUGUACAUAUCAAUUACUGAUGAACUGUGCAAAGAAAAAGACUUCACAAACUAAUGCAUAUGUUAAAUUAGAAGUCUGUGUUAUUUGUAAAACUCCCUAACUUUUGCAGUUUAGUUUGUUGGGAUUUGUUGUUUAAGGAUUACUAUUAAAGUAUUUACUGCAACCAAAAUUUUCAAACCUGGAUACCUAAUGAUUGCGCAUCUGGGUUUCUCCUGAUCGAUACACUGGUUUUAAGGUGUCCUGAGCAUCAGUUUGUGUGGGAAGAAAGGUUCCCUCUUGGUUUCAGAAAAUCAUUUGAGUGUUACUCCAACACAUAUUCAGGUCUUUUCCUUAUUAACACUCUACACUUCUUUUCAGUCAGUGGAAUUUGCAUUUUAUCUUUAGUGACCUUCCAUGUGUGAACAAAUAAUUUGGCUUAUUCAUAAAUGAUUGUUUUGAGGAUGGAGAGACUUGCCUUGUACCAAAACACCACAUAAUUGUUUAACUGUUGCAUUAUUAAUGGGGCUCUUUUAUUCCACUGCAGGGGUGGGGAAAUAAGACCUUAUUUUUUCCUUGGGUAUCGUGAUCCUAUUAUUUGUCUGGUUGGGUUAUUCCUCUGAAGUGAAAAUGCUGUUCUGAUUGCUGUUUUCCGAUGUUCUGUCUCCCAGUACCUGAAUGCCUGUACUGUACCAAGAGAAUUGAAAUGGCUGAUGCACAUUUGCACUGCUGAACAGCCAUGUGGGCUAAGCCACCGUGUUCCAAACAGCCUUAAAAUUACGGCUCUCUGGGGACUGAGAGUCACUUAACUGGAUGCAGCCUCUGUCCUGCUUCCUCAUUUAACCAUGACUGUAAAACUUUCAAGCCUGCUGUAGUCUGUGUGUCUCUAGACACAUUCAUCUGAAUACCCUGUGAUCUUAACAGAAUUUUUUCUUUAAAAACUAGUGAUUCUUUGAUGAGUGUUAGUGUGUCAGGAAACCCUAAUCAAGAGAGGAGAUGGAGUUAAACUAGAGAAAUUAUUGUAGCUAGUGGAGGAACCAGGGCACCAAAAUACUAAAAAGGGAGAAAAUAGUUAAGAUGUAUCACAACUUAUUUCCUGUUAACACUGUAUGUUUUGUAGAUCUUCCUGUAUUCUGGGAAACAGAAAAAUGUUUUUGCCAUUCAUCUCUGCAUCUAAUGGAGCCUCUUGCUUUGUUGUAGAGGUUUGCUAUUGGGGAAGAAGGGAGAAAGGGAAGUUCUCCUCCCUUCUUAAAGAAAAUUCUAGGGGCAGAAUCAUCUGAGGUUGCAAAAAUAUGAUCCAAUGUUGUAAUUAAAUAGUGCCUAACUCUUAUGUGCAUUCUGUAUUUAAUUUCCAUUUUGCCACUUUCAAACACCAUUGAUUUAGAAAAAUAAGGAGGGGGAAGUUAAGAGACUAAGUUGGUAUGUUAAUGACCCAGUUAUUCCUUUUUUCACAUGUGGAAUCUAUAUAAACAUGAAAAGAGUCACACUUGAGUUGCACUUCCCCUGCUGAGAGGUAAAAGCCACCUUUAUAGGUAAAUUCCAUGCAAUUGCUUUGCCACAGAGUGGCAUGAAGGCUGACAGCAUGUCAGGAGCCUGAGAGCCAUAGCUUGAAACAACAGGUCUUGAUCGUUCUUGCCUUUAACACAGAUGCAGUUCAUUCUGGCCCGUGAUGAACGAACAGUACCUUUGUAGUGAAGAUGCAGUGGAACACUGCCCUGCUGCCAUUUGCUUCCAGGUGUGAGUAACAACAAGCCUCCUCCCCAUUCUUUUGAUUAAAAUAUGCAGGAGAUGCAGCAGCAGGAUGUGGCAUCUCAGGCUCAGAGAAUGCCCCAUAUCUCCUUUAAAUGGGCUUUGCAAUCAGGUAUGAAUUGAAACACAGCCAUGUGGGCGCAACAGAAGCGCUCUCAUCUCUCAGCUUUGAAAAUCGUGUGCACUUUUAAUACUAACAAAAACUAAGAAAUGGUUUUAUUGUUUAUUUGCUCAAGAUUCUGAGUACUGUAAAUGCAGUCUUUGUAUCAUGCACAGUGUGUGUACAGUACAGAAAUGCUUUUCCCUCAGAGCUGUUAGAGAGUUUUGAAUGCACAUGGUGCCCAACUCUGCCCCCUCACCAUAGCCAAGGGGAGCAAACAGGAUUUAGGCCUAGACUAAAUAAUGGAUGAAAUCAGCCACAUAGAUCUAAACAGCUGCAAGUUCCCAACCGUGGUGUUCUAGGCCAGCUUUGACAGCUUUGUACAAAACUCCAUCCCAAUGACUGAGAUUAGGUUUGUGCUCUUUCCUGGGGAGGAGCAAUUACUUCUGUGUUUUUUCCAAGCCCAUUGCUCUGAGUCUCUAACUCCUGUGUUUGUAAUGUGCCAGGCUUAGCAUGAUUCACCUAGGAAGCAGUUUUUAAAAUCUCCAUAGAUUUGUUGUUUUCUUCUUGGAAUCCAUCUUGAGUUUUACUUUGCAUUCAGUUUUAAGACAUAAAAUAUUGUUAUGAACUUUGCAUAAUGCCUUGAAUUUGUCUCUUGUGGGAUUGAAGGACUUUGUUCUCCUUGAGAGGCCUUGUUCUUCCUCACUGAUUCUUGUGACUAACACUUUUGUAUGGAAAAAGUUGAAUGAACCAUUGAAAGUAUCACUGCUGCUUACAUGUACUUCUGCCAUUUGGUACAUCUUGUGUUGUUAAAACUCAAUGCCUCUCAGACAUGGGCAAAGCUUGAAGGACAGUCUGAAGUAUUAGAUACAAAAGGUAUAUGUAGUUAAUUCAUCAGAACUCUACUGUUGCUAUUGUGUAAUAUGCCCCCUCCAAUUGUUUGUACAUCUUUUUUCCUAUUGCUAACUUUUUUUAAAAUCUUCUAUUUUCUUAGACAAAUUCUAAAGCUCUUUGUCCUUAAAGCCUGUGAUAGAUUUUCCAAUAAAGAAGAUUUGGCUUUUGCAGUUCAGGUUGCAUUUAGAGUGGCUUUUCUCCCAAACAAUAAUUACAAGUAACAGAUGUUGCACCUUUGGCUUAAAGAAGUAUAUUUACUCAUUAACUGAGAGUCUCUGUUCAAUUAUAACCAAAGCUAAUUAUAUAAAAUUUAAAGUGUCAGGACUGGUAAUGUGACUCUACCUAGCAAACUCAGCAUUUUUAACCCAUAGAAAUGUACAAUAAACGUGUUUGUACUUGAAGUCCAUUUCAAAGAAGGUAGUUGGCUCUCACUGGGGCUUAAGAAAAUGUUAAUAAGGAAUAAAGUAAGUCUCAUUGAUUUUGGUUGGCUGAGAAUUCAACUUCUUCGUAGUCUUACCACUCUUCUCAUUUUUCAGAAUCUGAGUUUGUUGUUGCCUUCUAUAAGUUUAUACUCUUUUAGCAAAUGUUGACUUAGGCUUUCAAUAAACUAUGUAAUAGGAAUUACAGAAAUUUAUUUAUAGCUGAAAUUACUCUUCAGGUUUUUUGUUUGAUCAUUUUCAUGCAAAAAGGGAUGAAUUUGUCUUUUCCCAUUUCUCCACCCUAUUUAUAAUUUCAAAACACAAUUGGUUGCAGUCACCUUUCUCUGCAAAAGAAAACAGUUGAUAAUUUUUAAGCUGACUACCAUAUUGUUUGAAUCCACUGUUCAAAAGAAACAGGAGCAUUAAUUAACAUUCAAGAAUAAGGAAUAUUUCUUGUUGUGCAAAAUGUGAGUUCUUGAGAACCUUUUCUACAUGCAGUUUUCAUUUAACUUGAAUGUCAUUUUUAAUCUGAUCCAUACUUUGACAAAGAUGAUGUGUAAGAGCUGUUUUUAGCAGUUGGAUUGUUACUUUGUAAAGUAUUAAAGCACUAAACCAAUUUUUGCAAUAGGUAGUAAAACUUGCUUUUGUUUUGAAAAACUUCCAGUUAUAACUGUUGCACUUUUUAUAGCAGAACUGUAUUUAAUUUCUUUCUUUUAUGAAAGAUUACUCAAAGUAACUGAUAGCUCUGUAAUCUGUGUGAAUUGGCUUCUCCAUUAUUUGAAUCUGAGAGAAGCUACAAUGCCUAUUCAAUAAAAUUAACUUAUUUCUAAA
Molecule: messenger RNA, 13043 nt
Organism: Taeniopygia guttata (zebra finch)
Lineage: Eukaryota; Metazoa; Chordata; Aves; Passeriformes; Estrildidae
Gene: OTUD7A
Product: OTU deubiquitinase 7A
Biological process (GO): protein K63-linked deubiquitination; protein deubiquitination involved in ubiquitin-dependent protein catabolic process; protein K11-linked deubiquitination
Cellular component (GO): cytoplasm; nucleus
Molecular function (GO): K63-linked polyubiquitin modification-dependent protein binding; DNA binding; cysteine-type deubiquitinase activity
Source: RefSeq, a predicted model, not a curated record